CGAACUGUAUAACCGAAAUUGAAUGAUCAAAAUCGGAAAUCAGAUUUGAGAAAACGAUGAUGGAAGAAACCCUAGACGAUUGUGCCAAAUCAUUUACAGCUAUAUACAUAUUCUUCAUCGCCACCGCUUUUCAGUUCUGUGACAAGCUCUUAGCACAGAAGAAGAGGAAAGCUUCAAUGAGUCAGAAGGAUUUGCAGUUGCGUAUUGAGAUCAAGAGACUGUUGAAAGAGGCAGCCGCUUUGUCACAGCCUUCAACAUUUGCUCAAGCUGCAAAACUUAGAAGAACAGCAGCAGCUAAGGAGAAAGAACUUGCAAAAAGUCAAGAGUCAUUGAACAAGGAUAUGAAAACAUCAUUUGGGUCAUAUGAGAGAAUUCUAAUGAUUUCAAAGAUUGUUGUAUAUACUUUACUUUCCAUGUGGCAUUGGCGUGUUCCUGUGGCUUCCAUAUCCAAAGAACUUGUGCAACCAUUCGGGUGGUUUUUAUCUUGGACGGCUAGAGGUUCUUUUAGUGACAAAGUUAUGAUUGGCAUUGUACCUUGGUUGAUAUUAUCUAACAAGGUUGGAAGAUAUUUUGUUAAGAAAGUAUUCAAGAUGACUUAACAAAAGAUUUUUUUUCUCACUCUCUUCAUUAAAUUAAUUUCUUUUAUUCUUUGGUGUGCUUUUUAUUUGUAGUUUUUAUAUAAACAUUCAAGUUUUUGGUCAAAUUGAU
Messenger RNA from Lactuca virosa, 708 nucleotides. The record is from the annotation of a GenBank genome assembly. Lineage: Eukaryota; Viridiplantae; Streptophyta; Magnoliopsida; Asterales; Asteraceae.